GAGAGUCCGGAUGCUGCACAUCCCGGGGAGCGGACCUCAGAGGUGCUGCCGCUCCUACCUGCAGCCAUAUCACCCUACUGCCGCUCAAACCUGAGAGGAAAUCAACAGAAACAACCAGAAACAAACACAAAGUGGUUGCGAGCUGGACCGACAAUGGCACUUUCCUGGACUCUCCUACUGGUGUGUUUGUUUGCCAUCCUGGCAAUGUCACAUGGCGCUGAGCCCGGAGCCGCUCAUGGCAAGAGGAGGAAGGCACAGACCUCAGCAGGUGGCAGCAAUGCCCUACAGUACCUUCCACAAGGUCUGCAGAGCCACGGUUACAGCAGGGAGCGCGGAGGCCACGCCAGCCAGAGGGCGCGCGCUGCCAAAGACCGAGCCGCGCUGCUCUCUCGCAGGGCCGUGCAUCCGCUCGCCAGGCCCGAGGACGACGGGACGGGCCUGGAGGGUCUGAGCCCCGUGAGGGUGGAGAAGGGCCCGGGCCCGGGCAGGGACAGAGACGGGGUUCGGAUGAGCAUGAAGAGCUUAUCCCAGGUUCGGGAAAACCAGCUUCUGGGGACACGCAAGGGGAGAGGGAACGGGCAUGGGAACGGGUACGGGCACCAUUUAGAGCAUAGGAGGCAAGGAAGCCGGCGGGACAAGGGUCGACACAGAAAAGGUUUUUCUGCAGAGCCCGACCUGAGCUCCGCGGUGAGGGACGGAGAUCAAUUCGAAGAUCCUCCCCCCUUGUCCUCAUCCGUUCCCUCCCCCUCGCUCAGCAUGACCCCUCCCAAUGAACCCCCCUCCCCCAAUAUUAACAUCUUUGGCUCUGGUUCCUCCAUGGUUACCACGGCAACCAACGAGCAUCCCCCAACGCUGCUCCCAGCCUCUGCCAAACCCCAGAAGUCUGGACGAGCAAAAGGGCAAGGAGAAGUGAUGCCAACUCUGGACAUGGCACUCUUCGACUGGACCGACUACGAGGACAUGAAACCUGCGGACACCUGGCCGUCCAGCAGGAAGAAGGACAAAAGGCGGAGUAAGAACCUCAGCGAUGGAAAAGUGAAUGCAAGCGCUGAUGCAGUGGAACCGUGUGACCACCACCUGGACUGUCUCUCUGGUUCCUGUUGCGACUUGAGGCAACAUGAGUGUAAACCUCACAACAGAGGGCUCAACAACAAAUGCUAUGAUGACUGCAUGUGUGAAGAAGGGUUUCGUUGUUAUGCUAAAUUCCAUCGGAAGCGGCGUGUGACCAAGAGGAGGGGUCGCUGCGUGGUCCCAGACUCAGUCAGCAGUGACCACGGAGGUUUCAUCACUAUAUGAGGACGAGGAGGAGCAGAAGGGGCGAGACGGAGAAAAAAAACACAAAGAAUGGCAGCAUGACCACGCUAACAAACGUGAAAGGACAGCCAUGAUACUGUUAAUGGACCAAGUGCUUAAAGGUGAUGUCAUUACAUUUUCUUUUCUUUAUCAAUUCACUGACAAAAAAACACUAAUCACUUAGAUGCAAACAUUAUUUGCAUCGACGUAAUGUAACUCGAAACAUCAGUGGACUAAACUGGAAAUGCUGCUUGAAUGUUUUGGCACGGAACGAGAUCUGCAUCUAAUCCUGGAGAAAAGCAUCAUUCGAACUAGUAAAAGCCACCGAUUUAUCUUAGUUCUUCAGUGCAGGAAAAGAGACUCCAAAAUAAAUGUAUCCCAACAGAUCUUAGAAAAUCUAUUCUUAGUUACUUUAAAUUGGUUGAAGAGAUUAAUGCUGUGGCUAAGUCUUCACUAAAUACAUUUUAUAGCUAUCACAGAGACUAGGUGUUGAUUAAUUACUGCAGUUAUGUUUGCUGUUGGUGUGGCUUGAGUUUUAAGGCUUAUUUUGUUUCCUGAAGCCCUUUUUGAAAUGUCACUCAGUCCUUUCUGUGUCUGGUCCUGUUUCCAUCCUGCUGAACACUGUUAAAAGUCAGCUGUAAUAUUGGCCCAAGCUCUUUGGAGUCCCAGAUAAGAGGCUUUUGCUGCUUUAAAGCCAUCAGGACAAGUAAACUGUCACUCUCGCAGAUGAAAGCAUUUGCUUUCUUAUUUUUUCCUUUUAUACUUUGUCACAUCAAAUUUCAUGUGAAGAGCUGGUUCUCCAAAUGCUAAUGAUAUUUGAAACCAUCCGCUGUCCUGAACUGUAAACAUCAAUUUAUUUCAAGCACAAAUGACAUUUUUAAGUCAACGCCACUUUUCAGAAAUGCUUAACACUUGUACGAUAAAAAAAAAGCUUGUUUAGUUCGCUCAAUUGUCCUAAUGUUUGUUUUAUUUAUUCUGUUUGCAGACAUGUUUGUUGGCACACUGUGUGUUUCUGCUUUCUAUGUUUUCUUGAAUAAACACUUACAAAGAUAAUCUCUGUCCAGAAAGUAAUGAGUUACUUUAUUGGCUUUUAAAACUAUUUGCAUUACGAGAAGUAAUUGCUGUGUUGCAUUUAAGCGAUUACUUAUAAGAAAAUAGAAAGAAACAAAUGCAUAUUUUAGAUGAUGCUGUUAUAUCACAGCGAUGUGAGUCUUGCUGUGACUCAUGCGGUGGAAGAACAGCCAGUGUUGCUAAGACAAAGCCAGCUUGACAUCCAUCACUUUACAGCUCGAGGCAAGAUAUGGACUAAAA
Molecule: messenger RNA, 2604 nt
Organism: Cololabis saira (Pacific saury)
Lineage: Eukaryota; Metazoa; Chordata; Actinopteri; Beloniformes; Belonidae
Gene: draxina
Product: dorsal inhibitory axon guidance protein a
Exons: 7
Coding region: 154-1296 (380 amino acids)
Biological process (GO): axon guidance; Wnt signaling pathway
Cellular component (GO): extracellular region
Source: RefSeq, a predicted model, not a curated record